AUGGCUAUCGUCUUUGAAGCCUCGAAUCGCGAUUUUGUCGUCGUUCGCCAAGAGCUUGAAAAGCUUUACAAUGAUCCAACUUUUUCCGACGUAAAAAUUUGUUGUGCGGACUUGGUUAUAAAUGCUCACAAAGUUAUUCUGAGUGCAGUCAGUCCGUAUUUUGCGUCAAUGUUCAAACGGGUUUCGAAAGAUUUGUCGGCCCUGCUGCUGCCUGACGAGGAUCUCCCAGUUGUUGGAAUUGUACUCCAGUAUUUAUACUCCGGAAAGGUGUCGGUGCCAGCCCAUGACGUUGAUAAAUUUAAAAAGCUUGCCGAACGAUUCCAUGUGAAUUUGGAAACUGAAGCAGCUAUUCCAUCCUCAGCAGAAGUGGAAGAGGCUGUUUCCAAGGCCACUGUGGUUCGGAAACGAACAUCUCAGGUCUUGCAAGAGGAAGUUAAUAGAGGAGAAGAAGGUGUGACGCUUUCAACGAGGGGAGUCAGGGGACGGUUUAGGAAAGCCGCGAAAAGUAUUUCAGAGGAGCCAGUGGAUCCAUUGCAGCAAAACAUUGAUGAUCGAAAAAUUGACGCUAUUCCUGGAGGAGCUGCGGGACGAUUCCAGUUGGCGGUUACUCGAGUUAAAGUACCUAAUGCUGACAUUCAUAAUAUGGGAGAAUUGGGCUGUACCACUCUCGAACGAACGCCUUCUCCUGCUCGUUUGCCAUAUUUUUCCGAGAAGCAUCCUCCUCAUGUUCUUGAAGAAAUUCAACGCAUACGGAAGCAUCGCGAGCUUUGCGACGUAUGCAUCGUCGUUGGAUCUAGACGAAUCUUCGCCCACCGAGUCAUUUUGUCCGCCUGCAGUCCCUAUUUCCGAGCUAUGUUCACUGGGGAACUGUCGGAGUCGAAAUUACCGGAAAUCACGAUUCGAGAUGUUGACGAGCAAGCAAUGGAGCUGUUGAUAGAUUUUUGUUAUUCAUCAAAAAUCGUUGUGGAGGAGAGUAAUGUUCAGAGUUUACUUCCAGCGGCAUGUCUUCUUCAGCUUACCGAAAUUCAAGAAACUUGCUGUGAAUUCCUGAAGCGGCAGUUAGACCCCAGCAAUUGCCUAGGAAUACGAGCGUUCGCUGAUACCCAUGCUUGCCGUGAACUAUUGCGUAUUGCAGAUCGCUACACGCAUCACAAUUUCCAAGAAGUGAUGGAAAGCGAGGAGUUCAUGUUGUUACCAUUGAAUCAAUUGAUAGAUAUUAUAUCCAGCGACGAAUUGAAUGUUCGUUCGGAAGAGCAAGUUUUUUCAGCAGUUAUGUCCUGGGUAAAAUUUAACAUUCCUGAGCGCAGACCUCACCUGGCCCAGAUCCUUCAACACGUUCGGCUGCCAUUACUAAGUCCGAAGUUUUUGGUUGGAUCCGUCGGCACGGAUCUCCUCAUCCGGAGUGACGAAGCUUGCAGAGACCUUGUUGACGAAGCGAAAAAUUAUUUGCUGCUUCCGCAAGAACGACCUCUGAUGCAAGGUCCUCGAACCAGACCCAGGCGACCGACCAGACGUGGCGAAGUGCUGUAUGCUGUUGGGGGAUGGUGUAGCGGGGAUGCUAUUCAGUCAGUGGAAAGAUAUGAUCCUCAGAGCAACGAAUGGCGUAUGGUUGCACCGAUGGGGAAACGACGGUGUGGAGUUGGUGUAGCGGUACUUUGUGAUCUGUUAUAUGCUGUCGGUGGACACGAUGGUCAAUCUUAUCUGAAUUCGAUUGAAAGAUACGAUCCUCAAACAAACCAGUGGAGCAGUGACGUUGCUCCUACUUCUAGCUGUCGAACCAGCGUUGGUGUCGCAGUUUUGGAUAACUUCCUUUAUGCAGUUGGCGGCCAAGAUGGAGUUUCCUGCUUAAACUUCGUCGAAAAAUACGAUCCAAAUGCGAACCGGUGGACGAAAGUGUCAAGCAUGAGCACGCGACGAUUGGGUGUAGCCGUUGCUGUUCUGGGUGGUUAUUUGUACGCUAUUGGUGGCUCUGAUGGUACUUGCCCCUUGAAUACUGUCGAAAGGUAUGACCCGAGAACAAAUCGCUGGACCUCUGUUGCUUCAAUGCUCACCCGAAGAAAGCAUCUGGGUUGUGCAGUUUACAAUAAUGCCAUUUUUGCCGUUGGCGGUCGAGACGACUGUAUGGAACUAAGCUCAGCUGAACGAUAUAACCCUCAGACAAAUCAAUGGAGUCCAAUUGUUGCAAUGAACUCGAGGAGGUCCGGUGUGGGACUCUCAGUCGUGAACGGAUUGUUAUACGCGGUCGGUGGUUUUGACGGGACAACCUAUUUGAAAACCGUAGAAGUGUAUGAUCCCGACCAAAACCACGCUGUGGACCCACAUCGUGUGCACUUGUCGUCGUCCGUUGCCGCUGUGGCGACACUGACCGCGUCAAUGGGCGCGUUGAGCUUUAAGCCGCCGCAGUGGGUGGAUGACAAGGAGCACAACCACAGCCGAGCAGCCGGUCUGCUUUUCUGCUGCCCCCAUCAUCAUGAGUACUCCCGGUUUCGCGAAGUGCUGGCGCGAGAUCGUGCAAAGGCCGGAAGCACUGCCACACCAUACGAAGUCGACAAAGGCGGAGAAGCUGGAAGUCCGACACAGUACCGCAAUCGCUUACGGAGAAGAGAUUCCGGUUGCGGACCGGAUUUCUUUCGUUUGAAGCAUUCUGUUUCGGUCUCUUCGCUUUCCCCUUCGACAGCGUCGUGUACGAUUUUAUAG
Molecule: messenger RNA, 2697 nt
Organism: Notodromas monacha
Lineage: Eukaryota; Metazoa; Arthropoda; Ostracoda; Podocopida; Cyprididae
Source: the annotation of a GenBank genome assembly